GGUUUGUUGAGUGGAUUGAUUGAUACGAUGCGAUCGCAUGAUUGGGGUGAUGGGUAUUUGCCGUUUGACGAUAGAUUCGAAGGGCCGGUGGUGCUUGGAGCAGCAGAAAGGAACGAUAAAGAUUACAAUUUCGAGAAUAGGAUAAUUUUACAAGCGUUUGUGUUAUGGAUUGCAGUGAAACUGAAACAGCUGACCGCCGAAGAAGGAUCUGCGGCUUAUUUGAGUGAAGCGUUUGUGAGAAUUGGGGCUUUUUCACCAAUUGAAUUUCGUUUCAUGAUCAGUUUGGAAGAAGAAGAAUCUUCGGAUAUAUUUGAUGAAUUCAUGUUGAAAUAA
Anisakis simplex (herring worm) is the source of this 333-nucleotide messenger RNA. NCBI's taxonomy places the organism in Eukaryota, Metazoa, Nematoda, Chromadorea, Rhabditida, Anisakidae. The record is from the annotation of a GenBank genome assembly.